Fusarium subglutinans is the source of this 507-nucleotide messenger RNA. RefSeq lists its product as uncharacterized. The record is from RefSeq and is a predicted model, not a curated record. The transcript has a single exon. The coding region runs from base 1 to 507 and encodes 168 amino acids. Lineage: Eukaryota; Fungi; Ascomycota; Sordariomycetes; Hypocreales; Nectriaceae.
AUGAAGUUCAACAGCGCGAUUCUUGUUCUCGCCUACUCAACCUUGAUUUCUGCUGGAACAUCCACUAUCUCGGGUGCCGAAGCUGUCUGUGGAGAUCUCGGAAUUCUUCAGGUCACUCCCGGAAAUCUCCCUGAUGGCGUAGAGCCCUCUGAUCUUCGCCUUUGCGCCGAUCAUCCACUCGGCCGCAACCGUACCCUUGAUCCUGCCAAGGGCGCAUCCCUAGCGCCCGUCGAGGAAGGCGAUGUCCCUGAUACAACCCCAACGGGUGCCUCCAGACUCUUCCACAAGAGACGCUGCUAUUACGGGGCACCGUACGGUUGUUCAGACAAGUACUGCUGGAAGAGCUGCGGUGCGAGCGGGAGCGGCCAAUGGUGCUGGACCGCUACGGCUGGGGGAGUUGGGCCGUGGGCCAAAUGCAAGUCGUGGGAGGACUGCGGAACAAACGGACUCCAAUAUGGCUGUGGAAAGAACUGUGUUCUGCCUGGUGUGUGUGGAUGUAGCUGUUAG